CAACUGCUUGCUCAAGCUCUCUCUCUCUCUCUCUCUCGUCUUCUCCAAGCACACCUCCUCGACAAGAAACCCAGCAAAACACUCGCAUCAGCUAUUGAUAAACCCUCUUUCUUCGAAUUACGAAAUUUAGAAGCAAAAGCAUAAUGGGGUUGACAAACUUCAUUAUAACAGUAGCUGGUGUAAGUGCUGUGAUUCUUUUACUAAGGAGCGAUGUGAAGCAAUCUGCUACUAUCCUUAGACGCAACGUCAAGCAUAUCCGCCACUGGCUCGAAGAAGAAACUGCCGCCGCUUCCAAGGCUUCAAAAGAGGCAUCACCUAAGGAACUGGAAUCGAAGGUCCCUCGAAAGGACAUCCCCAAGGAGGACUAGCACUAUUGUCUUGCAUCGAGUAUAGAGUUGCUAAUAUUUCCUUUUAAUUCCAUGAAUAUGAUGGUUUGGUUAAAGUCAAGAAUUGAUGUUGAGAGAGUCCAAACUUUAUUUUGUUUUAUCCUUCUGGCGGCCUUUAGUAUGUUGAUAUGUAUCUACCAAACUGAUGAUAUUGAUAAUGGAAGUUCUGUUUUUGUUCGGCUUCA
Messenger RNA from Populus trichocarpa (black cottonwood), 571 nucleotides. RefSeq lists its product as uncharacterized. Bases 144 to 368 code for a protein of 74 amino acids. The transcript has 2 exons. The record is from RefSeq and is a predicted model, not a curated record. NCBI's taxonomy places the organism in Eukaryota, Viridiplantae, Streptophyta, Magnoliopsida, Malpighiales, Salicaceae.